Molecule: messenger RNA, 1596 nt
Organism: Vidua chalybeata
Lineage: Eukaryota; Metazoa; Chordata; Aves; Passeriformes; Viduidae
Product: translation initiation factor IF-2-like
Exons: 4
Coding region: 72-1406 (444 amino acids)
Source: RefSeq, a predicted model, not a curated record
GGGGCCCAGGGGCAGAUUUUGAGGUCCAGGGGCAGAUUUCAGGGCUCAUCCUCCUUUCUUCCAUCCCCUCCAUGCGAAGAUCACGACGAUUUUUCGGGGAUUUCGCAGAAAUCUCUUCCCAGCCUGGAGCAGCCGCGUUUUUGCCCCCCCACCCCGCCUCGCCCAGCCCGAGCUCGGAGCUUUGGGUACAAAAACCCCAUUUUUGCGCAAUGGGCGAGAAACUCCCAUUUCCUGCGGCCGAGCCGCCGCUUCCUUCCCGCGCCCCCGGCGGAUCCCGGCGGAUCCCGGCAGAUCCCUCAAUCCCCGGGAGCUCCCAGAGCAGGAGGAGGAGGAGGAUGAGGAUGAAGGUGAGGAUGAGGAUGAGGUUGGAGUUCCUGCUCCUCGUGGCUGCGGCUUUUGCCUCGUGCUCGAGCCAGACCGGGCACGAUCCCAGCGAGGAUUCCCGCCGGGAUUCCCGCCGGGAUUUCCGGGAUUCCCCUCGGGAUUCCCGCCGGGAUUCCGGUUCCGCCGCCCCCAGGCUCCUCCCGGCGCCGCUGCUGCUCCAGCUGCCCCCGGAGCCGGGUCCGCCCCGGAUCCGCUGCCUGGCCCCGCGCCGCUUCACCGGCAGCACCUUCGAGCUGCUCCGGGGAGUGCCGGGGCUCCCGGUGCGCAGCGUCCCCGCCGCUCCCGACCGGCACUGGGCCGACUUCUCCCUGCCCGGAGCCGCCCGCUGCUUCCGCUGCCGGUACCGGAGCCACAACGGCAGCGCCUGGCUGGAGUCCGAGCCGAGCCCCGGCACCGGCGGCUCCGGUGGGUGGCGGGGAACGCCGCGGGGAAUCCGCGUCCCGCCUCCCGGGGCUGGCCCCGAGCCCAACCCGGGGUUUUUCGCCCCAGAUUUGGGUGAUACCGAGUGUCAACCGAGCACCGGCACCGCCGCGGGACCCGCACCCACGGCCGGGACCGUGCGGGACGGCACCGGGACCGCGCGGAACGGCACCGGGACUCUGCAGAACGAUCCUUCCUGGCUCCUCCCGGUCUCGGUCGGUGCCGCCGUCCCGGGGCUGCUGCUGCUGCUGGGGGCUGCGGCCGUGGGCUGGCGAGGUGGGAGGGGGGCUCGGAACCGGGAAUUCGGGGGGGCUCGGAACCGGGAAUUCCGGGGACUCAGAACCGGGAAUUUCGAGGGGUUCAGAACCGGGAAUUCCGGCGGGUUCGGAACCGGGGAUUCCGGGGGGUUCAGCGCCCAGGGACCCCCACCCCGUCCUGCUGGGGCGUCCUGGCCCCCGGUGCCACCGGUUCUGUCCUCACAGGGCUCCGGCGGCGGCGCGGACAGAGCCACACGGUGCCGGCCCCGAGCCUCCCCCUGGCCCCCGCGCCGACGUCGCUGUCCCCGUGAGGGGUCCCGGUUGUCCCCUCCUCCUUCCCGGUGAGGACACGGAGCCGGGAGCGCCUCCCGGUGUCACCACGGAUCGAGGCUGGCCCUGGAUCCGGUUACCGGGAGCCCUCCGGGAGGAUCCCCCCAGCCUCCGGUGCUGCCGGGGCUCCACCGGACUCUCCGGUGCCAAUAAAGGUGUUUGUCUCCAGCGCCGCCGCAUUCCCGGUGUCCCGGUACCGGUGCCC